Molecule: messenger RNA, 1023 nt
Organism: Caenorhabditis elegans
Lineage: Eukaryota; Metazoa; Nematoda; Chromadorea; Rhabditida; Rhabditidae
Gene: nhr-276
Product: Nuclear Hormone Receptor family
Exons: 3
Coding region: 1-1023 (340 amino acids)
Biological process (GO): regulation of DNA-templated transcription; DNA-templated transcription
Cellular component (GO): nucleus
Molecular function (GO): zinc ion binding; sequence-specific DNA binding; DNA-binding transcription factor activity
Source: RefSeq, marked reviewed
AUGGAGGUUCAUUUGUGCCAAAUUUGUUCGAAUCCCAAAUGCGAAAGUAAAUAUGGGUUUUUCCUCUGCUCCGCCUGCUGCUCCUUUUUCCGUCGAAAUUUUCACGAAAAGUCCCCACCAAACUACGCGGCAAUUAUGAAUAAAUUCUUUAAUCUACCAUGCAGCCCCGGACACGUAAACUGUAAAAAAUGCCGGUUCGACAAAUGUCUAGAAGUUGGGCUUAUUCGACCUGUCACGGAUAAUCGAGCUCGAGAAAUGGCUGCAAAUUUGAAUUUAGUAAAUUUAAUCCAGACAUUGAAGGAUCUGGAUAUAACUCGAGCAGAUAAAUUUUCAAAUUACAAUCUAAUUGGUCCAACUUCUCCAGCAGAUGCUAUAUUGAUCCCAGUAAAAUAUUCCGCCAAAAAACUCCAAAAUCCUACAUGCCACCACUGGAGCCUUCUCAAUCAGAUUACUACUAUAGAUUUCUUGAAGAAAAUCAAUUUUCCUCAAGCCAUAAACCCCGAGGACCAGGGUUCAAUUAUUCGAUCCGGGUACAUUAAGCACAUGCUUUUCUCAACUGCAUUUUUAAGUUACACGAAGAAGCUUGGCGAAAUGCGAUUUCCUGAUGGUUCCGACAUUUUCGAUGCUGAAAUUCUCAAAACUCCGGAAUUUUCUCAUCGAUUUUUAAGAGAGAUUCGAGAAUUACUAGUUGACAAGUUGGCCAAUUUGAAAGUCACUCAAGAGGAGUACUUGUUACUUUCAGUCAUAUUUCUGUGUAGUGAAGCUAGUCCCUUACUGUCAGAGGACGGAAAAGCAAAGUUGCCAUGUAUUCAGAGAAUGUAUGCAUCAUGUCUACUCCACUAUUGUUGUCUGCAAAAUUCCAAGUCUGCACCUGCCAGAUUCACCGAAUUGUUAUCAAUUUGGAUCGUUAUCCUCCAAACUUUCAAAAAUUUCAGCCAUUUUGUGACUCUAGUCCAGCUUAUCGGCAAAGAAACGGUUUUUUUGAGUAAAUAUGAUAACUUGAUGCAAUUUGCAAAUUCUUAA